Molecule: messenger RNA, 3666 nt
Organism: Pygocentrus nattereri (red-bellied piranha)
Lineage: Eukaryota; Metazoa; Chordata; Actinopteri; Characiformes; Serrasalmidae
Gene: fech
Product: ferrochelatase
Exons: 11
Coding region: 1-1230 (409 amino acids)
Biological process (GO): heme biosynthetic process
Molecular function (GO): protoporphyrin ferrochelatase activity
Source: RefSeq, a predicted model, not a curated record
AUGGCACUGCUGGGAGUCGCGUGUCGCUUUCUCCGGUUCUCCAGGUGUGGUGGCCAGGUGAGCCUGUGUGUCAGAGCGCCCCUCAGAUGGCAGUCUACCGCCACCGCGGCCGCCUUCGCCAGCCCUCCCACUCCUGAAGCCCAGGAGAACAGGAAGCCCAAGACUGGAAUACUCAUGCUGAACAUGGGAGGACCAGAGAAACUCGAAGACGUGCACGACUUCUUGUUACGGCUUUUCAUGGACACAGAUCUGAUGCAGUUUCCUGUUCAAAAUAAACUGGGCCCCUUCAUAGCCAAGCGCCGCACCCCGAAGAUCCAGGAGCAGUACAGUAAGAUAGGGGGAGGGUCUCCCAUCAAAGCGUGGACCACCAUGCAGGGGGAGGGCAUGGUUAAACUACUGGAUGAGAUGUGUCCGGAGACUGCGCCACACAAGUUCUACAUCGGCUUCCGCUACGUGAACCCGCUGACCGAGGAGGCUAUUGAGGAGAUGGAGAAGGAUGGAGUGGAGAGAGCUGUAGCUUUUACCCAGUAUCCUCAGUAUAGCUGCUCCACCACAGGCAGCAGCCUCAAUGCCAUCUACAGAUACUACAGCAACAGAGCCACUAGGCCCAAGAUGCGCUGGAGUGUGAUUGACAGGUGGCCAACCCACCCUCUGCUCAUUGAGUGUUUUGCUGAGCAUGUGCGUAAUGAGUUGGAUAAGUUCCCUGCUGAGAAAAGGGAUGACGUGGUCAUUCUGUUCUCCGCUCACUCGCUGCCCAUGUCCGUGGUGAACAGGGGAGACCCGUACCCUCAGGAGGUCGGUGCUACAGUGCAGAGGGUGAUGGAGAGGCUAGGCCACUGCAACCCUUACCGCCUUGUCUGGCAGUCAAAGGUGGGCCCGAUGGCUUGGCUAGGGCCUCAGACUGAUGAGGUGAUUAAGGGUUUGUGUCAGAGAGGAAAGAAGAACCUGCUGUUGGUCCCCAUCGCCUUCACCAGUGACCACAUCGAGACCCUGCAUGAGCUCGACAUUGAGUACUCCCAGAUCCUCGGAGAAGAGUGUGGGGUUGAAAACAUCAGAAGAUCAGAGUCUCUCAAUGGAAAUCCACUGUUUUUCAAGGCAUUAGCUGAUUUAGUUCGAAGCCACCUGAAGUCCAAUGAACCGUGCUCUCGGCAGCUCACCCUGCGAUGUCCUCUAUGUGUGAACCCCACCUGCGGGCAGACCAAGGCCUUCUUCGCCAGCCAAAAACUCUGACCUUUCACUCUCUCGCCACUGACCCCUCAUAGCGAAGAGGAACACCUAGUGCUUAACCUUGCUUAAUUUAAAACUUAAAAAAAAAAACCCUGGAGCUCCGAACAGAACAAAAAUCCCAUUUCUCGCGUUAACUGGCACAGCUCUGCAGAGCGGGGAGUCCCCAUUGGCCGCUGCCGUGCCAUCAUAUUGCUUAAACCGGUCAUCGUCAGUGAGCUGUGAAAAAGGAGCUUCCGAGGGACAGCUGGAUUGGAUGGACGUGUAUAUGGCCUUUCAGGACCUGCAGUUGAGUACAGCGAGAUUUGUGUUUUCUGCUGACAUUCCUCCAAGUAUUUGCGCGUGCCUCUCCCCGACAGGUUCUCUACAAGGAAGCCAAAAUGAUGUCUAUCCUAGAAUUAGAACUCGCUCUGUCCCUCUCUCCUACUCCGAAUCCCUCCCUCCCUCGCUGUUGUUUCCAGCAGAUCUAGCAGUUGAGAAAUGACUGAAGAUGCUCUGAACAGGUGGACUGAGAGAAAAGUAGCCAGCCGCAACAAAGCCACCACUUUGACGCUGUCCAAACAGUCAAUGCAUUAAAGCUACAGCGUAGAGGUCAGAUAAUGGUCAAUAACAAGGCUAAACUUGGGGGUGUUCCUGUAUAUUAUGCUGCCCCUUCUUAUCACCUGUUAGUGAUAAUGAUCAGUAAAAAAAAUCCCACCACAUUUUUAAAAAAUGUAAGUAAAUAAAUAUCACCACUUUAACGCUGUGCCGUUUUGGAAUCGGUCCAAACUGCUGCACAUGCUUCUGUGAAAUGGGGUUAAAUACCUCUGCCCACCUGUUAGCAAGAGAAGGCCACUUAAAGGGAAUUUGACCAGUUUGUUUAAAAACUCUGCCUAAUUCAGUCACUGAGAUUGGUUUGUUGGUUUGCUAGCUGCGUUUCUGUUGACUUGCUUUGCAAAUGGCAAGCACUAAAAUGAAAAAGCGCUAAAAACAUUGAAUUCUUGCUGUCCAGCACCUCCUUUAAAUCAAGCUGACGUUUUAUUUUAUUAUUUAUUUUUCAAACUGGACCCUUAUGUGAGAGAGCUUGUUACUCCCUCCGUUUAGAAAGGCUGUAGUCUUUUCUGCUCGUCUCUCUCUCUACGAGCUGAAAUGUCAGCAUUCCUUUUAAAACCACACUCGUCUCCUCCUCAGUGCAGCUCUACCUCUCCACCACACUGUAUCUGCUGUAAGAGGUGCCUGAGGAAAAUGUCACGUGAUCCUAAUUUAUGCAAAAAAUGCAUAAUCUGCCCCCCAAAAAUGUUUCUAGUGUUUUUUUUCCAAAAAAAAAAAAGCAAACAACCAACUUCUUUGCAAAAAUGCAACAUAAAAAAAGUUGAGAUUCAUAAAACAUUACCAACCAUUUCCAUUUCCGCAGCCCACAUCCACAAACUUUUUGAUGUAUUAGAUCCUUUGGAUGGAAGCUUGGCCUUGGCUGAGAAACCUUCCUGUCGCAGAUUUCUUUACGGUGGUGGUGAUGGGGAUCAAGCGUUUUGAUGUUUGCAACACACAUAUAGCCAUUUUAUUUACUGUCCAAUUUAUUUAUUCAUUCAUUUAGUUAUUUAUUUAUUAUUUAACGUCCGAACUUUCUGUGAGGGAGCUUUUAGAGGUGGACGUCUGGUUCCAAUAACCACCUCUGUGAACAAGCCUGACUCUGUAAGUUUCACUAGAACAGAGCAUUUCACACCAAACCUGAAAGACUUUAUUUACAUCUUAACCGUUAAAUUAUGCAUUAUUGUUUGUAAGAAAUUCCCCUUUAAAAAGUGCUGUCCAUCUAUACAGGCUGAAGGCUGUAGCUCAGCAAAGCCAUCCGCUUUGAAUGCACUUCACUCGUUUCUCAACUUCUCCUUUUCCCUCGUAACCCCCCACGUCACCCCCACCCCUCACGACUAUUAUGCAUUUUGGCCUGCGCUGAUCAGUUUCUCACGACUACCUGAGCGACUUUACAGACUUCGAGGAGAAGAUCGCCUCUCUGACUCCUGCUGCUCCUGCUCGCACAACAGCGUUUGCUGAGCACCUCCACCCCGACUGACUAAACGCAACAGCGCCACCUUGAGGCUGGUAACGCACAGCCAACUCAUCGUCACGUGCCUUUUCUCUGGCUCCUGGAGGACUCCAUGGAUAAACUUAGCUGAUUAAGUGCUUUAAGUUGUAUUAACAACAAACGCAAUACCAGGUUUUUGAUUUAUUUAUAUGAAUUGAAUGUGGUAUGUAUUCUUUCUUCUUUUAAUUGUUGUUUUAGAACUGCUGUAUGUGUGAGGUUUGGCUGACACCACUAACAACAAACAAACAAGCAAGAUAAGUUAUUUAUUUAUUUAAAGCAGUCUGUGAGAGUUGAUGAGCGCGUCAAUUGUUGCGUAUUUCUUUGUGGUUCUAUUUCAGUCUUCCGCCGUCGGCCAAUAAAGUAGGAACAUCCAGUGUAGCAGA